This is a messenger RNA of Ruditapes philippinarum (Manila clam), 1887 nucleotides long. RefSeq names its product E3 ubiquitin-protein ligase TRIM45-like. Bases 270 to 1382 code for a protein of 370 amino acids. The record is from RefSeq and is a predicted model, not a curated record. Gene Ontology annotation, molecular function: zinc ion binding. Lineage: Eukaryota; Metazoa; Mollusca; Bivalvia; Venerida; Veneridae. The transcript has 3 exons.
UCUGAGCUGUUGUUAUCAUCAGACUGAAGUGUUUGCACAUACCACAGUAAAAUUACGUAAAACUUUCUUAAUGGGUAAAUACAGCGGAAAUAUUUUAUUUACAACACAUGUCGGUAACACAUCAAUUUAAUACUUUAUAUCUUCCUUUUUAUUAUGGGCAUUAUCUAGUGUGGUUUUAACUAUGUGUGUGCUCAAGCAUUAACGCCUUUUUAAACUAUCACAAGGUAGCGAUAGUUAUGUGAAAAUGUUUAAUUAAGAUUAAAUUAACAAUGUCGGUCUCUGGAAAAAGAGUUGGAAUUUCGAGAAACUUUUGUGAAGCUUGCCUCGAUGGAAAUGUCACUACAGUCGCAGACGGAGUUUGCAAAGAAUGUAAGGAAUAUAUGUGUAACACAUGCUUUAAACAUCAUCUUAAAGCAAGGCAAUGUAGACAUCAUGUUUUAGUUGAUAUAGGUUCAACUUUAGUUCUUGAGAAAGAUGAAACAUGUAAACAACAUGCAAAUGAAAUUAUCAAAUACUAUUGUCGCAGCCAUGAGCGAGUAGGUUGUGGCGACUGUAUGGUUCUUGAACACGGCGAAUGUAAGACUGACUUUAUUGAAAAGUUUUCGAGAAAAUUUUCUGAAAAUGAAGACUUCAAAGACAUGGUUCAGCAACUUGAAAAUUUGUCAUCUGCAGUCAAAUACCAUAAAAUUAAGGUAAAUACUGAUAAAAAAGAACUCGAAGCGCUUCAUGACAAAACAUUGAAGGACAUCAGACGAUUUAAAGCAAAAAUAACAAAGGUAUGUGACGAAGCUGAAGCUAAAAUUCUAGCCGAUGUUGAUGACUUAAAGUCUGAAUAUGACGAGUUACUGGAGAAGUUAGAGAAAGGUUUAAAAAUGAUUUCGUACCAAAUUGAUAGAGUGAAACUACAAAUAAACAAAGAAAUAGUUCGCGGAAAUGCGUUGUUUAUCCGCUUUACUCAGAAUAAGCCAGCAAUUACUGAAAUGAAACAGAAACUUGAACAUAUAACGCUGAUUCAUAAUUUGAAUAGAUUCGAGUUCAAACCAAAUGAACGACUUAUUGACUUUUUUACAACCAUUGAAAACUUUGGCAGUAUAGCUGUGGGUGUUUCUCGUUCUAAUGAAUUGGAAAAUUGUGUUGACCAUGCUGAUGUUGAAGGAACUGAACAAGAUGAAGAAGAGACUGAACCGAUAUGUAUUGGCGCCCGCGUACGCCCACUACCAGACUGUACACUUGGAAUAUCAAGUCACAAUAAGGAACCCGGUACAAUAGAACAUGUGGAAUGUGGCGGAAUCAUUACUGUGAAAUGGGACUAUUCAGGCCAAGUGAAGUAUGGUUACAGAAUUGGAAAAUCCAAGUGUGGAAAUGGUAUUGAACUUAUCUAAAGAUAAGAUUAUAAAAAGUAACAUAGUAUUCAUGAAAUAAAAUGACAGAUAUGUAAUUCUUCUGAUAUGGAAGACGAGUUCCAUUUUGUAUUAAUGUGUUCCAGGAAUGAAUGGAUCAGGAAACGUUAUAUUGACAAUUAUUAUUAUGAACGGUCCGGUAUAUUCAAAUUUCUUGAAUAAAUGUUAGUUACAAACAUGGAUGUAUUGAACAAAUUUGCUUGUUACCUGAAUUUUGCUUUAAAAUAAGAUUUAACGAACUACUAAAUUUUGUAUAAUAUAAUAUGUUCAUCAGAGACAUAUUGUUAAUGGCAGGGGACAUAUUCGAAUGAUGGCCCCGUCAAAUUUAUUAAAAACUUAGACAUAGAGUUUUGAAGGUACCGAAAACUUUAAAGAAUUGUUCUUAUGAUUCAUAUUUGUUUUUGUUACACAUAUAUUGUUAUUCACAAUAUGAUUAUAUGUUAUAUUAUAUAUAAAAUAUAUUGACACAGUUCAAUAUAGUGAUGUA